UCUUUUUAUUAUUAUCAUUAUUAUGAAACAAAUAACUGAAGUUAUUGUUAAUGGUGCUGGACCUGUUGGACUCUUUUGUGCUUACAUGUUAUUGAAACAAGGUCAUUCUGUCUAUUUGCUAGAUAAGAAGGCUGGUCCCACAGAUCAAAGUCGAGCAUUUGGUAUCACUCCUCGUUCUAUGGAAAUCCUUCAACAUCAAGGUAUAGCUUAUCGUAUUUUACAACAUGCAUUAUCUAUUCGUGGUGCUAGACUUUUUAUUAAUGGAACUAAUAUGGGUACUUUCUAUUUGGAUGAACUUGAUACUGUAUUUCCUCAAUUGACUUCACUUCCUCAGUCCAAAGUGGAAGCAAUUAUUGUAGAAGAAAUUGAAAAGAUACAAGGCAAAAUUCAUUGGAACACAACCCUAAUUGAUUAUGAACAACAAGAAGAAGGUGUAACAGCUCGUGUCAAGGAUAUUCUUACUGAUGAGAUCAAAGAGAUUUCUGCAAAAUAUAUUGUAGGUGCUGAUGGUUGUCAUUCUGCUGUACGAAAACAGGAUUCUACUUGGACUUAUGAUGGACAAGCUAUCAAGUCUCGAUUUGCUUUAGCUGAUCUGAUUUUGGAAGGUCCUGAUGUAGACCUGAUUCGAAAUCGUCAAAUUUUAUUUUAUCAUUCAAAAGGCAGUUGUAUCUUGAUUCCAAUGCGACAUGAUGGCGAUGAUGAUAAGGCGACUUUACGUCUGGUGGCCAACUUGGGACCUUAUGAAAAUGAUGAUGGACCACGGGUGAAUCAUGGUAUAAAUACUAGGGAAGUAUUGACAGAGGACAAGGUCAAGGAAAUUCUGAAAGAUCGAACUGAAGGAUUAAGAGUGACCAUGCAUUCAUCCAUCUGGUUGACUUACUUUAAUAUCAAUGAAAGAAUAGCCAAUGGAUUUAGACGUAAUCGUGCCUUUUUGAUUGGUGAUGCUGCACAUUGUCACUCUCCUGCUGGUGGUCAAGGAAUGAAUAUUGGACUUCAAGAUGCUGAAAAUCUUGCAUGGAAACUCUCUAUGGUAUUGAAGGGAGAAGCAUCGGAUCCUGAGAAAGUGUUAGAUUCAUAUACAAUAGAACGUGAACCAAUGGUGAAAGCAGUGAUGACUACGGCUGGAUCAUUAACGAGAAUGGUAUUUAGUCAGACAUACUUCAUGUCAUUGUUAAGAUAUCUUAUUAUUUCCGCAGUAUUCAACAUUACAUUCCUUCGAAGAAGUAUUGUGACAAGACUUAUGCAGGUUGACUUUAAACUUGGAGAAUCACCUAUUCUACUGUCUUCAAAUACCAAGCAGCAACAAGUUCUUUUACCACCUGGAUCUAUGUUGAAGGAUACUCGUGCACUAUUGAGCAAGGAUGUGACAACACAAUUGGAACGACAAACAAUCUAUCAAAUUCUGGAAAAAUUCAAUAGCAACAAUCAACACACUCUACUUUGGAUGAUCACACGACAAACUUGGCAACGGGAACCCAAAGAGGAAUUAACACAAUCUUUUAUUAAACGAAUCACUGAAUACAAUAGUUGUCGGGGCUUGGUGGUACAGUCGAUCACUCAGUAUAGUAGUUAUAUUGAUGAAAAUCAAACAAAGAAGACUACGGAUAAAGUUGAUUUUUGGGUGGAUACUCAUGCGAUAGCAGCAGAAGAUUCUUUAAGUAACAAAAUUGGAUUCACAAAAUAUUUGAAAGCAAGCAAAGACGAGAUUCCUCCAGCAGCGUUGGUGGUUAUUCGACCUGAUCGAUAUGUAGCUUACAGUGGAUUAAUUAGUACAUUAGAUGAAUUAGAGCAUGCUUUUACCUUUUUGAAUCGUUAUUGUUUAUCCAAGAAACAGAAAUAAAAAAUAUAUUCCAAGCCCAGCGUUUUGCAUUGGGGUUACACAACAUUUUGAAACCAGGUGGCGUUCCUAUGAUUUAAAACAAUGUAUUUAG
Molecule: messenger RNA, 1931 nt
Organism: Halteromyces radiatus
Lineage: Eukaryota; Fungi; Mucoromycota; Mucoromycetes; Mucorales; Cunninghamellaceae
Product: FAD binding domain-containing protein
Exons: 9
Coding region: 23-1840 (605 amino acids)
Molecular function (GO): FAD binding
Source: RefSeq, a predicted model, not a curated record